This is a messenger RNA of Aedes albopictus (Asian tiger mosquito), 1425 nucleotides long. Its product is annotated as protein twisted gastrulation-like. The transcript has 4 exons. Bases 235 to 996 code for a protein of 253 amino acids. The record is from RefSeq and is a predicted model, not a curated record. Gene Ontology annotation, biological process: regulation of BMP signaling pathway. NCBI's taxonomy places the organism in Eukaryota, Metazoa, Arthropoda, Insecta, Diptera, Culicidae.
AUCGCAUACCGCUGCAGUCAAACGAUCGCGAACCACCGACGAGAAAGCAACGUUGAGAAGCGCGCUCGAAGCGAAGAUCGCCGCGAGAUCAAGUUUUUUUCUUAUUACCAGUUGCCAGACUAGGAGUGUGUUGAGAUUCUGUGCUUUGUGUUGGAGGGGCAACUUCUUUCCAGAAAGGUGCACCACAGAAAGACUACGCAGAACUGUGUCGUGUGACGAACCAAGUCGGACGUCAUGCUGGAAGGAAGGAAGAUUCUGGUGGUGUGGCUGGGGGCGGCCGUAGGGUUGAUCUGCUUGGCCCAGUUUGCCUACUCGUGCAACGAGAUGGUCUGCGCCAGUAUCGUGUCCAAGUGCAUGUUGACGCAGAGCUGCAAGUGCGACAUGAAGAACUGCUCCUGUUGUAAGGAGUGUUCCGAGUGCCUGAGCUAUUUGUACACGGAGUGUUGUAGCUGUUUGGAGAUGUGCCCGAAGCCGAACGAAACGACCAACGAGCUGAGCAAGCAGUCCCACGUGGAAGAAUUGGAAGGCUUCCCGAAUCUGUUCAACGUGCUGACCUCGGAGGAGGAUCCGGAGGAACGCUGGCGGAUUUACACGUUCCCGAUCGAUCUGGAUGCCGCGAUGUACGGGUCGAAUGCCGAGACAGGAAUGAAGUACUUGAUGCAUUCUAGCGAUAACGACCUGAAACCCCGUCUGGACACCCCAUCCAAAAUGACGGUCAACUGCACCGUUGCGUACAUGGCCCAAUGCAUGUCCUGGAACAAGUGCAAGGAGAGCUGCAUCACGAUGGGAGCCACCAGCUAUCGAUGGUUCCACGACGGUUGCUGCGAGUGCGUCGGCCAGACGUGCAUCAACUACGGCAUCAACGAUUCCCGCUGCCGGGAGUGUCCGGAGAACAAGGACCUCGAUCUGGACGACAUACCGAACGAGGACGAGCUGGACUACGGCGACGGGGUCGGCCCGCUGGACAAUGGCGGUGUGGAGUCGACGAAUAUCUGAACGGGGGCGGCGGCGGCUUGGUGGGCGGUGGGGACGGCGAUGAUGGUGGCAAAAGUGACGGUACCUGUUUGGAGCUAGGUGUGGUGGAGAUCAAGAAUAGCAGCGACGGAGGGCAGUCAGGUGUAAUGUGCCUUAUUAGAUGUGUGCGUUUCGCGUUUUUGUGUUUUUCUGCGAGAGAAAACGAACGGAACGCUUAGGAUUAAAAACGAAACUCUGUGUAUUAGACGGGAAACGAAGUAUUUGCGCUGAAUGUACUUGAAGCACGGAGGGAAGCGUGUCAGAGGAGAAGGACUACGUACUUUGUUCUACAUAUUUAAAUUAAAUGCAAUGGGGAGUCCGGAUUAGUGACGGUGAAAUGAAGUAUUGCAACUAAUACUUAAAUAUUUUUAUUUUUGUAAAAUAAAUCUGUAAUCGUAUAUUGGUUUUAAA